This is a messenger RNA of Juglans microcarpa x Juglans regia, 2119 nucleotides long. RefSeq lists its product as uncharacterized. The record is from RefSeq and is a predicted model, not a curated record. The transcript is spliced from 3 exons. NCBI's taxonomy places the organism in Eukaryota, Viridiplantae, Streptophyta, Magnoliopsida, Fagales, Juglandaceae. The coding region runs from base 7 to 978 and encodes 323 amino acids.
AGAGAGAUGGCGGCGGUCUAUGAGAGUGCGGGAAAGAAGCACAAGGAGAUGGAGGUGGUGGUGGUGAACAAGAAAGGGGAUGUGACGGGCGUGGCUGCGUUGGGGAAUGUGGAGGAUCCAUAUGGCGAGGAGUUGAAGAGGAGGACGGAGGGGUUGCAGACUGAGGCAGAUUUCUUGGGGUUUUUGAGUGGGUUGCGUGGCGAGUGGUGGAGAAAGAGUAGGAAAAAGAGGAUUGUGAUGGCUAGCGAUUUCGGCCAAGCGUUGCCCAAUGGCUGGAAACUUAUGCUUUCAAUAAAGAAGAGAGCCGGCCGUGUAUGGUUGCACUGCCGCCGAUACAUAAGCCCUAAUCAGUUUGUGUCGUGCAAGGAUGUUUCUUCGUACUUUUUCUCCUCUUUUGGACUCCAACAUAGAAGCCAACUAAGACCUGGUCAUCCUGAUGUCAAUAAUCUGUUGGGCAGGAAAUUGGAUUUUGGAGAUGUAAGUCAGUGUCUAGGAUUAUUGUCUUACCAAUUUUUGUUUCAAUUAUAUUUUUAUUUACAAGGUUUGCAACAGGAUUCUGAAACCCAGUGGCCUGCUCCACCUGGAAAUGAGAGAACUUUUGUUGUUGAGAACAAUGUGAUCAAGGUAUCUUUCCCAUCAGUGGAGGUGCAAAAGCUGGAAAUAGGUUCUGAAAGUGGUUUGAAUGGUAAGGACAAAACAUCUAGUGGUGAAGAUAUUGAGGUUAAAUGUUUUACUAGCACAGUGGGAGAUAUGAAAGUUGAUGGUGGCUAUACAUGCAAGAAUAGUGAAUUGGCAUCUGGUUUUGGCAAUCAUGACGGUGGGCUCAAGGAUGUUUGUACUGAUGUCAAUACCUCUGGUAAUCAUGUAAUUACUGUUGGUUUCGGGAAUAACCAUGUGUCACGAAAUGACAAAGCUGUAAUUGGCAGUAAGCAAGAAGGGGAGUUCAGGAAUCCGUUUAGUUAUUUCAUUUUGGAAUGAGCAAUAUAUUGUUGAAAAUGAUGCGAAUAAGAGUUCAAACUGCACCAGGUAAGGACUAUUUCAGGGAAAAGUGUUUUAAAAACAAUGAAUUUGCUUAAUCUAUUAUCAAGCAAAGUUCUGGCUUUGGAAGUGAUAUGACCGAGGUUUCUACUGGUGCAGUGAAGGGGCUAAAUCCUGAUGAUUUCAGAAACUGUAAAAUUCAUGAGUUAAAUAUUUCUUUGGAAAGGAACAAAACUGAAGUAGAUACUCAGUAUUACUGCUUGCAGCGGGCAGGAAGGAUGUUUCAAUCGUUCUUUACUUGUUUCAUCUACAGAAGAGGAUAGAUAGGGUUUAAAAAGUAGUACAAUGGAUGAGUUUAAACAGGUAACCUGUUCAUCUUAAAGUGGUUUACAUAGCCAGUUUGGCUACAAACAAAGCCAUGAUAAUAUGGAUAAUAAGAAUAAGGUUUCCUGUGGCUCAAUAUAUGAGGCCGAACACAAGAAAGUUAAAAGCUUUGAUUUUGGCACCCAGGCAGGAAUAGAUGCAGAUGCGAGAGGCACUAUGCAGGGACAAAGUUUUGAAGGCUUUUCUCUUGUUCUUUCUGAGAACAAACAAACACCAUCCAGUAACUACAGUAAUUGGUGUUCUUAGCAGCACAGUGGAGGAGCGUAGGCAUGAAAGAGGUUCUGAAACAGGGCGCCGCAUUCAUCUGCUUUUGACCAAAUUGGAAAUAAGGUGAAUAGGGUCUCUACGAGCACAGUGAGGGAGCUACCCAGAUCAGAAGAAAGGAGAAGUUUUAUGGAUUAUGAGUUAACGAUUGAUUUCAAUCAAGUGAGGAUGUCAUGGUAGAAUUAAUGACCAACCUUCUUCACAAGGAUAAACUAUGAGCUCUAAAUUUUCGAGGCAAUGGUGGAGACUGGCUUGAAGACAACAAUGGUUUGCUGAUAACUUGUCAGUUAAUCCACGGUCGUCCCAUCCAAGAGCCUGAUUUUGCAAUUCUGGUAUGCUGCUCUCUUUUGUUUCUCGCUGUAGAUCACUUCGUUCGGAAUUCAUUGUAUGAUGAGUGGUUUUGUGGGCUGACCUGGAGAAAAUUUCUCGCGUAACCUGUCUCGUUCUUAUCUUGAGGUCUCCAAAUUAACUUUCAACCGUGCCAUUAUCUUUA